AGAGGAAUAAACACAGAAACGGGCAAUCUUCGCAUGUUACAUGUCCCCUCCAUCAAGUUUCAACCUUCAUGGAUACGCUUUCAAUUAAUUAAAUUUUAAUUUAUUGUAAACUUUUGCAGUUUUUAAUAGACCAAAAAAAAUUAAAAACCCAAAAGAACCCAUCUUUUUUUUUUCUGUUAAUUAUUUAUUAAAAAAUUAAUUUUUUUUUUUGUAGGUUUGUAUAUAUCUCUUUUGGAGGAAUGCUUGUCACCUACUCUUUUUUUAGCUUCCUUCCACUAUCCUCUUUCCAAGAAAGAAGGGAGAGCUCUGAAUUUCUCCGUUUUUUUCUGUGUUUUGAUUCAUUAAAAUUUAUGGUUUUUGAGUAAACUGCAAUGGAGAAGCAUGAGUGUAAGAUUUGCAUGAGGAGUUUCCCCAAUGGCAGAGCCUUGGGGGGUCAUAUGAGGUCUCACGUGAGGAACCAUCCUAUUCCUCCGAAACCAGGAGAAGAAGAAUCGAAUCGAGAACAAACCCAGUUCACCAUGGAUGAGGUAGACAAUUCAGCUUCAGCUUCGUCUUCGUCAGAGGAUGAUGGCGAAGAAGAAGACGAUGAUAUGAUUUAUGGCCUUAGAGAGAAUCCAAAGAGAAGCAUAAAGCUAGUGGAUCCUGAGGAUUCUUUUGCCGCGCAUGCUGGGUCUGUUGUUCUUCAAGAUAGAGAGAGUGAGACAGAGUCGUCAAAGAACCCAACUCGGAGACGAUCCAAAAGAACACGAAAAUCCUCUGUGAUGGAGCUUCAUCAUCAUCACAAUCAUAUUCAGUACCACCAUCAUCAAAAGCUCGAAGCUUUGAAGAAAAUUAAGCUCAAGAACAAAGUGGUCAGCAGCAAGGAUUCUUUCGAGCCUGAACCGGUUAGUUCAAUUUCUGAUGCCACUAGAGAGGAAGACGUCGCCUUCUGCCUCAUGAUGCUAUCUAGAGACAAAUGGAGAAAACAAGACCACAACCACCAACAUGAGCAAGAACAGGAACAAGAACAAGCCGAUGAAGCAGAAAGAUCAAUGGAGGACACGGAAGAUUCUGAGGAGCAUCUGAUCAAGUUCCCCAGAAUUAGAACUGCUCGAAGGAAAUACAAAUGUGAAACGUGCAACAAAGUUUUUAAAUCUUAUCAGGCUCUAGGUGGUCACAGAGCAAGCCAUAAGAAGAUUAAGGCUUCGAAUCUGAACCCCAUUUACGAGCCCGAAUUGGAGCAAGAAAAUCUCAAUGCAGCAGGAAAUUCUUCCUCUGUGGCUGAAAGAAAAAUUCAUGAAUGCCCAGUUUGUUUUAGAGUUUUUUCAUCUGGUCAAGCGCUUGGAGGGCACAAAAGAUCUCAUGUGAUGACUGGUUCUGCAGCAGCAGCAGCAAGCAAUAGCAGUCCUCCAUUUCCAUGGAAGAGUUUAAGUAGGCUUGGUGAUAGUUUGAUAGAUCUUAAUCUGCCUGCUCCUGUUGACGAUGAUGAAAUCAGUCAAAUCGAGCUCUCUGCAGUUUCUGAUGCAGAGUUUGUGAACCACGUUAGAAGAUGAAGUUAUAAAUUGCCAUUGAAAUUUUUAUUUCUCUUCACACACAGAUCAAUGACAUAGCUUUGAAUCAAAGGUAACCACAAAAAUACAACAGUUUUUUUUUUUUUUUU
This is a messenger RNA of Malus domestica (apple), 1639 nucleotides long. RefSeq names its product zinc finger protein ZAT9-like. Lineage: Eukaryota; Viridiplantae; Streptophyta; Magnoliopsida; Rosales; Rosaceae. Gene Ontology annotation, biological process: regulation of DNA-templated transcription. The record is from RefSeq and is a predicted model, not a curated record.